UUCUGGGCUUCACUUGGUGCUUUUCUUUUUCAGCUGGGCACCAAAGAAGGUUACCUCACCAAACAGGGGGGCCUGGUCAAGACCUGGAAAACAAGAUGGUUCACGUUGCACAGGAAUGAACUGAAAUACUUCAAAGACCAGAUGUCACCAGAACCAAUUCGGAUCCUAGAUUUGACAGAAUGUUCGGCUGUGCAAUUUGAUUAUUCACAGGAAAGAGUAAAUUGUUUUUGCUUAGUGUUUCCAUUCAGGACGUUUUAUCUCUGUGCAAAGACAGGAGUAGAAGCUGAUGAGUGGAUCAAGAUAUUACGCUGGAAACUGUCUCAAAUAAGAAAGCAGCUCGAUCAAAGGGAAGGCACAAUCCGGUCUCGGUCAUUCAUCUUUAAGUAGACCUUUCCUGACCCAGGACGCCCUGACCCAGGAGCAGGGUGGCAUGGUCCCUGACGCUGUGACCCGCAGGAAAGCUGACUGAGGACUUUUCUUUCCAAACAAAUAAAAGCAGAUGCGGAUUUGGACCCUUCAGAACCCACCACAUUUGCAGACUCACGGGUCACUGCUUGCCCUUCAAGAUAUUGUCGUCUCCUGGAGAAGACCAAAGCGUCACCGAUCUGAUGGAAACCGAUGAGACUACCAGCCCAGGCAUGCUCGCUCUUAGAGCGCGCCAGAGAAGAUCAAGGGUUUUUGUUUUCCCUCACUGCGGUCCCCAAGCUGGUUGACAUUACUUGCCUGGAGUCCCAUUCUGCAUCCUGGUCAGCCCAUCGACAUCCGGGUCUUGCUGUCCACCGGGAAGGGGACAGCUGCGUCCUCUGACUGCUUCUACAGAAAGUAUAUGGAAAUAGCAAACACCAAAGACUGGGGGUGGGGGUGCGUUGUUUUUGCUUUUUUUUUUUAAUACAGAAAACAAAACGAUUUCCAAAACUAAAAUGGGAAAUGUUCGCGGUAAUUUAUUUUCCCUUCGUUAAAGGCUCAGAAAUCUAGUGGAUCCUGCCUUCCCUUCUAAUAGUAAGCCUGUGAGAACUAAAUGUCCUGUAGGACGUCAGGUAGGAUGAUAAAGAUAAAGGAAGGUAAAGCCUAAAAAACAUCUCUUAAUCAUUUUGGGGAGGGGGAAACAUUUUAAAGUAAGAAAACAAAGUGAGGGAAGGGAAUAAAAUAGUAGAUACCUUGGAGUUUAAUAAUAAUAAUUGGCAUGACUAUUAUCACUAUAACAAUAAUAGAGCACUUGGAAGCACCAAGUUGUCUGCAUCCAACAUUUCUGCACACAGACGGAGAGACUUCUCAAGCAGAGAAGAAUGCGCUAUGCCAAUCUCGCCCCCUGGGUGAGCUGUCCCUGUGGGCCAAGGGGAAGUAAGAUUCCCCUUGCACUGAGAUCGCCGAGCACCCUGAGCCCUUCUUCAGGAGCAACUUCUGUUGCCGGUUGAAGGAGCAACACUAAAUCCACGUGAAAUAUAUGAUGAUGUGUUACACCGCAUUUUCAAGCUAGAAUAAGGGGGUUGAAAUCGGGAAACAAGAUGCUGGCAUCCAGAACUCAUAGAUUCUAACCCCUUCCCUUAUCUAAUUAUUAAUACUGCUUUUUUAGGUAAGACGUUUGAAGGGAGAUAAAAGUGGAGACCCCAAAAUAAAAAAGAGUAUGGUGCAAAGCUCUGAUACAACACUGCUUUUGCAGUCCAAGUGCAUACCUUGAUAAGUAAGUUUCUUCUGUUAUUUAAACAUCCAGGACUCAGAAGUUAUAUUACAUUUUUGUGUAUUUCAACAAGGCUUUUAAUGUAUUUUGUUAUGUGUGUAUCAUAUGAGAUAAAGCAAAUGUCAAGUUAAAAUGUAUUCUGUCAGGUUCACCAAGUAAGGAGUUGCAAAUGAAUCCUCAGAGAUGUGAGGCUUAGGUUUUGUUUUCUUAGAACCAAGAGUUUUUCUUUGUGUAGGUAAUACCGUUCUUAACCUUUUGUAAAAUAUGUCAUGUUUAUUUAUAUUCUUCGGUUAAGUUUAUUAAAAAGAGCAUUUUGCUGUGCCUGUAAUAUUUUGCUAUUAAAAUACAUUUUUAAUAUCUGUAA
Messenger RNA from Leptonychotes weddellii (Weddell seal), 2042 nucleotides. The record is from RefSeq and is a predicted model, not a curated record. Lineage: Eukaryota; Metazoa; Chordata; Mammalia; Carnivora; Phocidae.